Molecule: messenger RNA, 1689 nt
Organism: Olea europaea var. sylvestris
Lineage: Eukaryota; Viridiplantae; Streptophyta; Magnoliopsida; Lamiales; Oleaceae
Product: transmembrane protein 45B-like
Exons: 3
Coding region: 460-1284 (274 amino acids)
Source: RefSeq, a predicted model, not a curated record
GUUUCUUUCAGAAGUUGACCCCAUCUUACUUUCUCCAAUCCCCACCUUAAAAAAUCUUGUUUUCUUUAAAGGGCCUUCAGUAUUUCGCUCGGGAUUAUGGAUUUAGCUCAAAGUUAGAAAAAUUGAUUAUUCCACUCUAUUUAUUGCUGUGUAGAGAAGAAGAUUCCAAGGCUGUCUGUUUUAGUAUUAGUUUUUACCCAAUUUUUGAUUAUUUGGGUAGGUGCAAGUGAGAAUCAAAUAAAGAGUGGGGAGAGGGAAAAAAUACUGUUGAACUAUCUAACAAAGCAGGAAUUUAGAAGUGCUUCAAUUUUAUGGCAAUUUUCUUUGAUUAGUAGUUUGCAAUUUGAAUAAUUUCCAUAGAGAAGAGAUCAAGAAAGGAAGAAACUUGGUUCUGUAAAACAUUCUUUUGCAGUUAUCAGAUCUUGGUCUCUAAGACCCUAGGUUCAUAGUUGAGAGAAUAUGGGUUCUUUUCGUGGGCAUGUUCUUCCGGGGACACUGUUUCUUUUGGUUGGGGUGUGGCACAUGUGGAGUUGUAUAGUCAGAUAUGUAUCGUAUCCUAAAUCUUUUCAGGUCAGGGUGUGGAACCCUGUUCCUGGUUUUGAUGGACGGCUUAAGUACUUGGAGCUUUAUCUCAUAACAGUUGGAGGUUUCAUAGAUUUGUGUAUUGAGUUUCUAUAUUCGACUCAUCUCCAUAUCUUCGUCCAUGGAGUCUUGAACCCUUCUCACAUGAAUAACUUCGAGCACUCGGGGAUGCUCCUCAUGUUCUUCAUCUUCGGUGUAAUCACACUGCUUUCUGAGAAAACGAGCUUUCUUCCCUUGCCGGAGGGAGCUUUGUGUUUAAUUGCUUCCGCAGCAUUCACCGCAGAGUACCUUCUAUUCUAUUUCCACUCAACUACCCAUAAAGGCCUCGAGGGAUAUUAUCACCUUAUCCUCGUCCUCCUUAUCGGCCUCUGUAUUGUAUCAAUUAUUGCCGGAGCCCUCAUCCCAACGAGUUUCCCUGUCGAUUUAUGCAGUGGCAUUGCUAUAACACUCCAAGGCCUUUGGUUCUAUCAGACUGCAUUCACUCUUUAUGGACCAAUGAUGCCGGAUGGUUGCUCGCUCAAGGGUAACGAGAUUACAUGCCAUUCAGCAGAACAAGAAAUCCACGGAGAAUUGCUCGCUAAUGUACAGCUAUUUGGCCUAGUUCUCGGUGUUCUUGCUGCUGUUACGGGAGCGUAUAUCUACGCAGAGCCAAAAUAUGGUCGUUUGAAUCUUAACAACUCCCAGAUUCCCGAGGAUGGAUGAGAUGAGAGCGAGUUCAACGUUCCUAGCCACGUUUAUUUUUUACACUAUAGUGCAUUUUUCAUUAAUUUGUUUGGAUUUGUAUACUUGUUGUAGGUAUUUUCGAACAUUAUUCAACCCUUGCUGUCCAACCUGAAAAUAGACAAUUAAUAUGUUCCACUUAUUAAACAGGGUUCUAUGGUCGGUCUGUCCAUGACCCUUGGAUGCCAAAGGCGCCCUUGAAGUGAUCUCGUAGUUCCUACAGGGUGGAAACAAUGUGGUCAUUCCAUGGAUUUUCUUUCCUUUUCUUUUGCCACAAUCCAUUGAAAUGGUCAAUUCUGUAAUGUAUAGGGAAUUGAUAUACACAUAUAUAAAGAGAACGCCGAUUUGCAAGCUGACCUAAGAAUAGAAAUUUGUUUGAACUUGGAA